AUGAGUCGCACAGUCACAGCAAAUGACCCUCCUCGAAUUACGUUCGAGCCUGAGGAUCGCCUUGAGCGUCGCCGCCGUCACAGUCGCCAACGAUCCGUAAGCCGCGAUUCCAUCAGCAGUGUGAGGUCGCGAGCACAGUCAACUUCCGCCGCUGCCGGUCUUCCCAUUGAGUUCCGUACCCUCUCUUUCAACGUUUCUCAUUCACAGACGGUCAACGAUCAAAAACCCAAGGUCGAGGAUAAGCGACAAAACGAUGCCGAACACUUCGAGAAACUCGACUUCCACAUCCUUGAUUCACAAUCUGUACUACAUGGACUUUCAUCAUCAUCGGAGUUGGGUCUGACGCCCGAGUACGCAUCGCAACGUCUUGCCACCGAUGGCAAGAACAUGCUUCCCCGAAGACGCCAGAACUACGCCAAGAAGCUCUUCGAGUAUGUCUUUGGUGGUUUCUGUUCAGUGCUCUGGGUCGGUGUCAUCAUCUUCUUCAUUUGCUGGAAACCGUUAGGAAACCCCGAUCCUCAAGCAUAUAACCUUGGUCUUGCUAUCCUGGUCCUCAUUGUCAUCUUCCUACAAGCAUGUUUCUCGGCCUUCCAAGACUGGUCUACUGGUCGUACCAUGAACGCCAUUCUCGAUCUCUUACCAGCUGACGCUCUCGUCGUUCGUGGCGGUCAAACCACAAAGGUGCCUUCAACCGAUCUUGUUGUUGGUGACAUCGUCAAGAUCAGCAUCGGAAACAAAGUCCCUGCCGAUAUUCGUCUUUUGGCAACCUCCGGAGACGUUCGCUUCGACAGAUCGAUGCUUACUGGAGAGUCCGAUGAGAUUGAAGGUGCUGUUGACUCUACUGACAAGAACUUCCUCGAGACUCGCAACAUUGGUCUCAUGGGUACCAUGGUUACCAAUGGCUCUGCCACUGGUGUUGUCGUAUUGACCGGAAAGAACACCUGUAUGGGUCGUAUUUCUAGUGCCAUGGCUGGUGCUAAAGAAGAAGCGACCCUCAUCCAGAAGGAGAUCAACCGCUUUGUCAUCAUCAUCGUCUGCUUGACCAUCGUUCUUGCCUUGGCUAUCCUCCUGACUUGGGUUGGUUGGUUGCACCGCGAUCACCGCUCUUACAUGAGUGUCGUGGCAAUGUUGAACAACGUCAUGGGAUGUGUUGUCGCAUUCAUUCCUGAAGGUAUGCCUGUCGCUGUUGCCUUGACCCUCAUGAUGGUCGCCCGUCGUAUGAAGAACAGCAACAUCUUGCCUAAGGGUCUCUCGACCGUCGAGACAUUGGGUUGCGUCAACGUCAUCUGUUCUGACAAGACCGGUACCCUGACCGAGAACAAAAUGGUUGUCACCACUGUCGGUUUCGUUGAUGAACAGCUCACUGUUGCCGAUGCUCUCUCGAGAAUGGAGGCUGGCCAGAACACUGUACUCACCGAGCUCCACCGUGCUGCUGCAUUGUGUAACGAUGCUACAUUCGACCCUCUCUCAAUGGAUCUUCCUGUUCUGGACCGCGAGGUUCAAGGUAACGCCACUGACGGAGCUGUUCUCAAGUUCGCAGAGUCCGCCCACUCAAACUCCACAAAGAUGCUUCCUGAUGUUCACCCUCGCAAAUACCAGAUCCCUUUCAACAGCAAGAACAAAUGGAUGCUCAUGCUCCAUGACGAAGUCAAUGCCAACUACGAAGUUACUCCCGAAAAGGCCCAGUAUCUCGUCUAUGUCAAGGGUGCCCCCGACAAGCUUCUUCCAUUUGCUACCUCAUACUGGUCCGCUAAGAGUGGCUCGAUCUUGCCUCUUGACGCUGCGGCUAAGGCUCAGUUCAGUGCUCUCCAGGAACGCCUCUCUCGCAACGCAGAACGUGUCAUUCUUCUUUGCCAACGUCACUACCGUCCCAUGGAAACCCUCGGCACCAAUGCUUUCGGAGAUGAGGUUCUGGAAAGGGGUAUCGCUGAUUUGACUAUCAUCGGUGUUCUCGGUAUCACCGAUCCUCCACGUAAAGAGACCGCCCCAACCAUUGCCGCUUGUCGUCGUGCCGGUGCACGUUUCUUCAUGGUCACUGGUGACUUCGGACUUACCGGUGCCGCUAUUGCUCGCAAUGUCGGUAUUUUCACACACAGCGGCGAGCCUGAUACCUAUGAGACUAUCGCCGAGGGUCACACAUUUGUCAACGACAGUGAAAAGGGUGCCCGUGUCAACCACAGUCUCCUGCUUGAAGGUCCAUCAAUCAACAAACUCACCGAAGAAGACUGGGAAAUUGUAUGCAGUUACGAGGAGAUCGUCUUUGCUCGUACCACACCCGAGCAGAAGUUGCGUAUCGUGAACGAGCUCAAGGACCGCGACAACGUUGUUGCAGUUACUGGUGACGGUGUUAACGAUGCACCUGCACUCAAGGCUGCUGAUGUCGGUAUCGCUAUUGCUGCUGGUUCUGACGUCGCUCUCGAAGCCUCUGACUUGGUACUUCUCGACAAAUUCGACUCGAUCGUCGAGGCUAUUCGUCUCGGUCGUUUGGUCUUCCAGAACCUUCAGAAGGGUAUUGCCUAUCUCUUGCCCGCUGGUUCCUUCUCCGAAAUCUGGCCCGUUCUGCUCAAUGUCUUCUUCGGUGUUCCUUCUCCCCUGUCUUCAUUCCUGAUGAUCAUCAUUUGUGUCUUUACCGAUCUUUUCCUCAGUUUGUCGCUCAUCAUGGAGAAGGAAGAAUUCGACCUGCUCACCCUCCCUCCUCGUAACCACAAGAAGGACCACUUGAUUAACUUCAAGAUUUACGCUCAAUCCUACCUGUUCAUCGGUGUUAUGGAAACCCUCUGCGCUCACGCCAUGUUCUUCCUCUACUACUGGCGCCACGCCAAGAUCCCUCUCCACGCCCUCUUCUUCGCUUUCGAGAAAUACACCGAUGGCUUCUACGGAUACACCCAAGACGAGCUGAACCACUUCAACACCGUUGGUCAAGGUGUCUACUUUGUCACCCUGGUCAUUCUGCAAUUCGGUAACUUGCUCAGUGUUCGCAGCAAGCGCAUGUCUAUCCUCCAAGCCGACCCCUUCUUCAACAAGGAGCGUCGCAACCCUUGGUUGUUGGCUGGUAUGGCUGUUUCCCUCUCCAUCGCCAUCUUCGUCACCAUGGAGCCUGGUAUCCAGAACAUUUUCGGCACUGCUACUGUUCCCAUCGAGUUCUGGCUGAUCCCUAUUCCUUUGGCUUUGGGUAUCUUGGUUAUGGACGAGCUUAGAAAGGUGCUUGUUAGACUGUUCCCCAAGGGUCCUGUCGCCAGGAUUGCUUGGUAA
This is a messenger RNA of Aureobasidium melanogenum CBS 110374, 3252 nucleotides long. Its product is annotated as putative Na/K ATPase alpha 1 subunit. The transcript has 4 exons. The record is from RefSeq and is a predicted model, not a curated record. NCBI's taxonomy places the organism in Eukaryota, Fungi, Ascomycota, Dothideomycetes, Dothideales, Saccotheciaceae. Gene Ontology annotation, molecular function: ATP binding; ATP hydrolysis activity; P-type sodium:potassium-exchanging transporter activity. Gene Ontology annotation, biological process: intracellular sodium ion homeostasis; intracellular potassium ion homeostasis; sodium ion export across plasma membrane. The coding region runs from base 1 to 3252 and encodes 1083 amino acids. Gene Ontology annotation, cellular component: membrane.